CCAGCCUAUCCUCUUUAGUCCCCUUCCUUUCUCUCUUCUCUCCUUUUCUGUCCUAAUAGUAUCGCAUCGCCCUCUCUUCUAUGAAUUCUAUCCAUCCUAUCAAAAUUUCUCGCCUCUGUGCUAAUUUUUCAUUUUCUGAAUCAUCGUCUAUCAAAGCUUUGGUUACUAGGGUUUUCUGCUCUGUUCUUCUAUAACUGGACAAGCUGGAUAUCGAGAAUCAACAACACGCUAUUGGGGUUGUAAAGACCAAGCAAAAGAAAGUCAUGGUAAGGCCAAUGGUUCCAAUGGACGACGACGAUUUGGGUCCGCCGUGGUUGAAACCUAUGUUGAAGGCCAGCUACUUCGUUCCCUGUUUAAUCCACAGAGAUUCCAACAAGAGCGAGUGCAACCUGUAUUGCUUAGACUGCAUGGGGUAUGCUAUCUGCUCUUAUUGUUUGGUCCACCACAAAGACCAUCGCGUUGUUCAGAUAAGGAGGUCUUCAUACCACAACGUCAUUAGGGUUAAUGAAGUUCAGAAAUUCAUCGACAUCUCCGCCAUUCAGACCUACAUUAUCAAUAGCGCGAAGAUCGUUUUCCUCAAUGAAAGGCCGCAACCAAGGCCGGGAAAGGGCGUUACUAACACUUGCGAGAUUUGCUCUCGAAGUCUUCUGGAUUCUUUCAGGUUCUGCUCACUGGGGUGCAAACUAGGAGGCAUGAAGUGUGGUAACCCGGAUCUGACAUUUACAUUGCGGUUGAAACACAAUCGGAAUGUGCUUCAUGGCUCUGAUACGGACGAUUCGUCGACCCCCAAGAAGCUUAAGAAGACAUCUAUUUUCAACCGUUUCAUGGACCCAAUAUUAUCACCCGACGGGGAAAAGGAUUUUGUGGAGAAGAACACGAGUUCAGGUGAUGAGGGGGUGAAAAAUAUAUGUCCGGCAACUCCGCCCAUCGUCAAUUACCGUACGGCUAGAAGAAGAAAGGGUAUCCCUCGUCGUGCUCCCUUCUGAGUUUUGACUUGUCAAGUGGAGGGAACGCCGACCGAACAAGGAGGGAGAGGGGGUGUGGGAACUCUGUAGAAAGGAAAGCCUUUGCUUUAGAGGAAAGCAAAAUAAAAUUU
This is a messenger RNA of Nelumbo nucifera (sacred lotus), 1096 nucleotides long. RefSeq names its product protein RGF1 INDUCIBLE TRANSCRIPTION FACTOR 1. NCBI's taxonomy places the organism in Eukaryota, Viridiplantae, Streptophyta, Magnoliopsida, Proteales, Nelumbonaceae. The record is from RefSeq and is a predicted model, not a curated record.